ACACCCGUCAGUGGGUUGUCUGAUGCUGGUAGCAUGAGGUUCAGUGGUGCAGGAGCUUACUAUAUCGUAAGCGACCAUUGGGCUGCAAUCCUGGACAGCAUUGCAGACUUGAAGGCUCACUUUGACCGCGAGGAGGAUAUUAGACUGGUCACUACUCUACCAGAAGCCUCAAGGUAUCAAGAUGCUUCCAAUGACGGCUUGGGCAGCCGUGAUAUGAAGCAUGCAUUGCUCUUAUAUGGGUGUCCUAGGCCCAACUCAGGGGCUGAUAUCUUGACUUCUUUGCCACCCAGGCCUGUUGUGGAUAGGUAUAUCUCGCGGUUUUUUAGCCGUGUGGAUUUGGUAGCCACUUCUGCUGCCCACGGGCCAACCUUCCUGCGUGAGUAUGAAAUGUUCUGGACUGACCCAGAAGGCACUCCCAUCAUGUGGCUCGGUCUCCUAUUCAGCAUGAUGUGCCUGGCUCUUCUGGCCUCGGACUCAUCUGAUGCCAGCCCUGGCGUGGAGACAUACCAGCAGCAAACGCAUCAGAUCGGCUUAUAUCGCUUGAGAGUUGUGCAGUGUUUGGUACUGGGCGAGUAUACCAACCCAAGCCCCUAUGUGCUGGAGACGAUGCACAACUACGUCUAUAUCGAAUUCAUCAUGCGGUCCGACGCCUAUGAGGACAUCUGGUUCCUUCACGGUCUCACAGUCAGCCUUGCUCGACGCAUGGGCUACCACCGUGACCCGCGCCACUUUCCACAUAUAUCACCGCUGCAGGGAGAAAUGCGACGUAGAUUGUGGUCUACAGUGUUGCUGAGUGAUAUCCUCAUUUCGGGUCAGAUGGGAAUGCCGUGCAUGAUAUGUGAUGAGCAAUACGACACGACUGAGCCUCGUAAUCUGAACGACGCCGACCUAAAUGACGAUACAAAGGAGCUGCCCGCAGGCCGACCGGAGACCGAGAUUACCACAACGCUUGGGCUCAUAGCAAGACGAAGACUGUUGACUGUUUUGAGCACCAUCUCCACCUUGACGGCGGCUGUCAAGCCACAUAGCUACAAAGAAACCUUGCGUAUCGAUGCAGCGCUGAACGAGGCAGAAGCGAGUCUCCCACAACCACUCAGGAUGAGAUCCAUGGCCGCCAGCGUAAUGGAUACCGCCCAAACCAUAAUCUCCCGCAUCUUUCUCCGUCAUCUCUACUACAAAGGCCAGAUCAUGCUUCAUCGGGGCUAUCUCUUUCUACAAUCAGAAUUGUCCCCACCAGAUACCAUAGCAAUCGAACCAUACGCCUACUCACGCCAAAUUUGUGUCAAUGCCUCACUCGGCUGUCUGGAACUUCAAGAUAUCCUGGACAAGGAAGCCUGUCCUGGUGGUCAGCUGCACACAAUGCGGUGGCGGGUGACAUCGAUCUUGAACCAUCAUUUUCUGACGGCUACGAUGAUUCUGUGCUCGUUACUGUAUCGGCGACAGACGCUGGGUCGGGAGGAAGACAUCCUCGCAGCCUUGCGAAGGUCGAGGAUGAUCUGGAUGCGGAGGAGUGCCAUUUCGUGUGAGGCCAAGAAGGCUGCGGAGACGGUUAGCAUCGUAUUGGCGAGAGCCGGGGAGGGUCGUGGGGCCAUUUUUGGUAGUAGCGAGGAACAGGUCGUGCCGGACUUUCUACCGCUCUCUGUAGCAAUGGGUGAUGAUUCUGUGUCUCCAUUUGGCAUAGAGCACAUCUCUUCAUAUAUGGAUGGUCCUAGUGGCGGUACGUAUUUCGUCACUACCUAUCACUCACCUACUAACGAAGCUCCUUAUAUCUUGCUGACCGCGUUCCAGCUAACCUAUGGUCACCUAAUGCCCGGGAAAUCUCCACACUUUUUGGACAUGCUACUGAACCUCCUAGAGUCGAGCUUGACCGCGACGAAUCUCUACCUAGUGGGUUUUAACAAUAUAGAGUGGUAA
Messenger RNA from Cryphonectria parasitica EP155, 1914 nucleotides. RefSeq lists its product as uncharacterized. The transcript is spliced from 3 exons. Gene Ontology annotation, cellular component: nucleus. Gene Ontology annotation, molecular function: DNA binding; zinc ion binding. The record is from RefSeq and is a predicted model, not a curated record. NCBI's taxonomy places the organism in Eukaryota, Fungi, Ascomycota, Sordariomycetes, Diaporthales, Cryphonectriaceae. The annotation marks the transcript as partial. Gene Ontology annotation, biological process: DNA-templated transcription.